Messenger RNA from Lotus japonicus, 2670 nucleotides. RefSeq names its product exocyst complex component EXO70B1. Gene Ontology annotation, biological process: exocytosis. Lineage: Eukaryota; Viridiplantae; Streptophyta; Magnoliopsida; Fabales; Fabaceae. The coding region runs from base 378 to 2363 and encodes 661 amino acids. Gene Ontology annotation, molecular function: phosphatidylinositol-4,5-bisphosphate binding. The record is from RefSeq and is a predicted model, not a curated record. Gene Ontology annotation, cellular component: exocyst. The transcript has a single exon.
ACUGAAAACCCCAUCCUGAUUUCACGUUAUUGCCGGCCAACAGUGUCUUUCUCCCCCCAGAUUUUCCAUCUUCCCAAACACUCCCUAACGACAACAACACCCUUCACCCUUGUUAAUAAAAACAAAAAAACAAAAAAACCACAAAUUCUGACAUAUCCGAGAAUAAUGCUCAUCAUCAUCAGCAUAUCUUAAUCUUCAUUCUUCCAUCCAUGUUCUUUCCCCUCUCUCUUUCCCUUUCUCUCUUCACUCCAAACAAACCCUUCUUCGAUUCUUCUACUUCACUCUUGUUCCAAACUUCCAAUCACACAAAAUCAAUUAUCUAAAAAAAGGAACAAACAAACAAAACCCUAGACCGUUUCGGUGGAGGAAACGAAACGAUGGCCACCACCACCACCAGUCUUACCGGCGGAGCUGGCGGAGACGACCGUGUCCUCGCGGCGGCUCAACAGAUCCUCAAGAGCCUCAAAACCCCCAAGGAGGAUCGCGACGACAUGCUGUUAAUCUUCUCCACCUUCGAUAACCGCCUCUCCGGCAUCUCCGACCUCAUCAACAACGCCGAUGACUCCAAAUCCUCCACCGAAGAAGAGCUUGACCGCUUCGACGCCGCCGAGAAGGUCAUCCUCUCCGACGCUUCUCUCUCCGGCGAGCCUUCGCAUCAAUCGACGUCGCUGUUUGAUCCGCCGAAUGAUCCCGUUGAGUAUUUCACCGCUGUUGAUGAGAUCAUCCAGUGGAUGGAGCAUUUCUCGAUCUCCUCCGCCGGAGAGACCGUCCAGGCCGUAGUUGACCGCGCCGAGAACGCGAUCCAGCUCGCUAUGUCGAGGCUUGAGGACGAGCUUCGUCACGUGCUGAUCUGCAACACCGUCCCUCCCGAUGCUGUUAGCCGAUGCGGCGGCUCGACCCGGAGAUUCUCCACCUCGUUCGGCUCGCACGAUGGUCCGAUCUAUGAGAAUCUUGAGAGCUUCGGCGAGGGCAGUGAUCGUGGAUGUCACCGGUUUAAUCCGAGCCUUGGGGAUGAUUUGUUUGUUGAUUUGGUGCGUCCUGAGGCGAUUCCGAACCUCAAGGACAUCAUCGAUCGCAUGGUUAGGUCUGGUUAUGAGAGGGAGUGUCUUCAGGUAUAUAGCGGUGUUCGUCGUGAUGCUUUGGAUGAGUGUUUGAUUAUUCUUGGCGUUGAGAAGCUGAGUAUUGAAGAGGUGCAGAAGAUUGAUUGGAAGAGUUUGGAUGAGAAGAUGAAGAAUUGGGUGCAUGCGGUUAAGGUGGUUGUUGGGGUUUUGUUGAGUGGGGAGAAGAGGCUGUGUGAGAGUUUGUUUGGUGAAUUGGAGGAGUUGAAGGAGGUAGGUUUCAAUGAGAUUGCUAAAGGGUGUAUUAUGCAGUUGUUCAAUUUCGCAGAGGCCAUUGCCAUUUGUAAGAGGUCGCCGGAGAAGUUGUUCAGGAUAUUGGAUAUGUAUGAGGCUUGGAGUGAUGCUUUGCCUGAUUUGGAGGAUAUGGUUUCGGUUGUGUAUGUGAUCAAUGAGGCCAAGGUGGUGCUGAAGGGGCUUGGUGAGGCAGCCAAAGGGACAUUUACUGAGUUUGAGAAUUGUAUUCGGAAUGAGACUUCUAAAAAACCAGUACUCACUGGGGAUGUUCAUCCUCUGCUUCGAUAUGUCAUGAAUUACCUGAAGUUGCUUGUGGAUUAUGGUGCCGCGAUGGAUUCACUUUUGGAAAUCAGUGAAGAGGAUCUUUACCGUUUUCAAAAUGAUUUGGGUGGUGAUGGUUCCCAGUUAGAGACCAUGUCCCCGUUAGGGCGUCAAGUACUGUUGUUGAUGUCUGAGCUUGAGUACAAUCUUGAGGAGAAGUCUAAACUCUAUGAGGACGCCGCAUUACAGCAGGUGUUUUUGAUGAACAAUCUAUAUUACCUGGUGCGGAAAGUGAAGGACUCGGAUCUUAGGACUGUGUUGGGUGAUGAUUGGAUUCGUAAGCGCCGCGGUCAGAUAAGGCAGUAUGCAACAGGCUACCUCAGAGCCUCUUGGAGCAAGGCCUUGUCUUGUUUGAAGGAUGAAGGGAUUGGAGGGAGCUCUAGUAAUGCAUCAAAGGUGGCUUUGAAGGAGAGGUUCAAGAGUUUCAAUGCAUGUUUUGAAGAAAUAUACAGGGUUCAGACUGCUUGGAAGGUACCGGAUGAACAGCUUCGUGAGGAGAUGCGAAUAUCUAUAUCAGAGAAGGUGAUUCCUGCAUACCGCUCGUUUGUGGGGAGGUUUAAGAGUCAGCUAGAGGGAAGGCAUUCGGGGAAAUACAUUAAGUAUACACCAGAGGAUCUAGAGACCUAUUUAUUAGAUUUAUUUGAAGGAUCCCCUGCUGUGUUGCAUCACAUAAGGAGAAAGAGUACAUAGUAUACUGUAAGAUAUGCCUUCUACAGGUGAACUCAUUUUAUGUGAGGAUUAGUUUGAAAAUAUUUCCUGUCUCAUGUGUAUCCUCUACCUGGAUAGGUGUUUAUGUUACAGAUCUUAAUGUUAGAAUGGGAUUUUGUGAAUUCAACUUUCCUCCCAUGCCCCUUCCCAAACAUCCAAAAAAGAUUUUUCUUUCUUUUUAGCUCUGCAAAGUGGGAAUACUGUAAUAUCUUUUGUAUAUAUUCACAAAUGUAGUGUCUCGCACAGCUUAUCGAUGUCGUUGUCAUUAAUCACUAUACUUGUUGAAAUA